AAUUUUAUUUUUUUCGUUGAAGAAAAUACUGAGAAAUUUCUUAAACAGUUCUAUUAGUAUUUUUUUUUUUUACACAGCAUAAAUAAGGUGCAUCUAAGAUCCACAAUUAUAUCUUAGCUCUAAACAAUGAUUCUACCAUUCACAAUAUUUCAUAUCAUUGUUUUAAUAAUAUCUCCUCGAUUAGCCUCAGCACAAGAUGUAAGCAUAGCACAAUAUGGUUGUAAUUCAACAUGUGGAACAUUUUCUGUUCCUUUCCCAUUCGGAAUGGAUGAACCUCAUUGCUAUGCACACAAAUGGUUUGAAAUAGAAUGCAAAUUAGGCAGAAAUUCUUCUGAUAUUCCUAAACCUUACUUGAAGUCGUUAAAUCUUGAAGUAACAGACUUUAACACAGACUCGAGCAUCGUUGAGAUUAUGAGCCCAAUUUACCAUUCCAAUUGUCAAAACAACAAAAAUAGUAGCAACAGUAAUAAAAUCGUUACACUUAGAGACAGUCCUUUCAUAUUUUCACAGGCUGAUAACACGUUUCUAGCUGUGGGAUGUAACAAUCUUGCUUUUCUUCAGUCAAAUGGGACAACUGUUGGUGGUUGUGUAUCAAUUUGUGACGACGACAACAAUUUCAAUAUAGGUAGCGACGGUUGUAAUGGAAGGUAUUGUUGUAAAACCUCAUUGCCUUCACAUCUUUCAGAGUUUAACGCAACAAUAAGAGGUUUAAGCGAACAGAGUAGUGAUGGGUGUGUUUAUGCUUUGAUUGCAAGUGAUUAUUGGAUAACAUUAGAUAAUUCAUAUAUGAGUAAUUAUGAGAUUGAGAUAUUGAAUGAGUUGAAAAAUAAGGAAUAUGCUCCUGCGAUGCUUGAGUGGGAGAUUUUGAAUGAUAUGUUAAUAAAUUCCACAUUUCAACUACCUCCAAAUUGUUACGACUCCAACGUUACUUCUUUAAGUAACGGAAACACCGGAAGGCAAUGUCGAUGCUCCUACCUUGAUGGACAAUACUAUGGCAAUCCCUACCUUGCUGGACACUGCCCAGAUCGAGAAUACCACUUUAAUAAGAAUAACCGAUGGAAGAAGUGGGUUAUUGUAGGAAUUUCAUCAAGUCUCGGAUCCAUCGGUUUCCUCAUCGGUCUACUGUUUUUGUACAAAUUUUUGAAACGAAGAAUGAUUAAGAAACGCAAGGAAAAUUUCUUCAAAAGAAAUGGUGGUUUGUUGUUGCAAAAAAGAAUGUCUUCAGGAGAAGUCAAUAUUGACAGAACUACUCUCUUCACUUUAAAGGAUUUAAAGAAAGCCACUGACAAUUUCAAUAAGGAUAGAGUUCUUGGAAAGGGAGGCCAAGGCACCGUUUACAAAGGCAUGUUGGUGGAUGGUAAAAUUGUUGCAGUGAAAAAGUUUAAGGUUGAAGGAAAUGUUGAAGAGUUCAUUAAUGAGUUUGUUAUUCUUUCACAAAUCAACAAUAGAAAUGUUGUUAAAUUAUUGGGGUGUUGUUUGGAGACAGAAAUUCCUUUGCUUGUUUAUGAAUUCAUUCCAAAUGGUAACCUUUUUGAGUAUCUGCAUGACCAAAAUGAGGACAUUCCAAUGACAUGGGACAUGCGUUUGAGAAUUGCCACUGAAGUUGCUGGGGCUUUAUUUUAUUUGCACUCAGUUGCAUCUCAACCAAUUUAUCAUAGAGAUGUCAAAUCAACAAAUAUACUAUUGGAUGAAAAGUAUAGGGCAAAAUUAGCUGAUUUUGGUGCAUCAAGAAUAAUUUCAAUUGAAGCAACUCACCUUACCACAAUGGUUCAAGGUACUUUUGGAUACUUAGACCCAGAAUAUUUUCACACUAGCCAAUUUACAGAGAAAAGUGAUGUGUACAGCUUUGGGGUAGUUCUUGGUGAGCUUUUAACCGGUAAGAAGCCAAUAUCCUCUACAUCAAGAUCUGGGGAAUCACAAAGUUUAGCUUCCUAUUUUGUUCAGUGUAUGGAGGAGAAUAUGUUAUUUGACGUAAUUGACAAAAGGAUCACAAAAGGAGGGGAGAUAGAACAUAUCACUGCAGUUGCAAAUCUUGCAUUUAGAUGCUUAGAAAUGAAUGGAAGAAAACGACCAACGAUGAAAGAAGUAACAUUAGAAUUAGAAGGGAUCAUGGGAUUGAAUAAGAAGCUUAAUGCACAACAAAACCAUGAGGAAAUUGAACUUUCUGGAAUUGAAGAGUACCAACCUUGGGAUGGGUAUUCUGCAUCAAAUUCAUUGCCAAUUGUCAGCAGCCAAACACAAUCCACAGACUGAGAUUAUGCACAUUCUUGCAUUAGAUUAGUUGGUUUGUUUAAUUUUUAUUUUUUUCCGUAUUUAUUAGUUGUAACAUGUAUUAUUGUAUUAUAAACAAGAGUUUGCUUAGGCUUUUAAGAUAAGAUAAGGAGGUAGUUGAAUAGUGAAUUAUAUUGGAUGUAUUUAAAACGCAUAAAUUUUGACAGUUGAGGGACAA
Vicia villosa (hairy vetch) is the source of this 2449-nucleotide messenger RNA. Its product is annotated as wall-associated receptor kinase-like 1. The coding region runs from base 127 to 2253 and encodes 708 amino acids. The transcript has 3 exons. Gene Ontology annotation, molecular function: polysaccharide binding; ATP binding; protein serine/threonine kinase activity. NCBI's taxonomy places the organism in Eukaryota, Viridiplantae, Streptophyta, Magnoliopsida, Fabales, Fabaceae. Gene Ontology annotation, cellular component: plasma membrane. The record is from RefSeq and is a predicted model, not a curated record. Gene Ontology annotation, biological process: cell surface receptor signaling pathway; protein phosphorylation.